GGUGCUAUUAGCAACAUCGUCAACAUUAGGACACUCAUCCCACUUGGGAUCUCAGACGGUGUGAACAUGUCUCUGCUAUCACUGGCCUUGUUCGAUCUCUUGUAUCUGAUUUGUGCGUUGAUCAACGCCAUCUGUUUGCUGCUCCACUGUGUUGAGGAACUCUCAGGCUACAAAGUGCUGUUCCCCGUUGAUCCGGAAGCCAUCUACAUGGUCAUCAUCAACGCCGGAAGUGGCUUCUACGCCAUCUCAAUGCUGGUGACAACGUUCAUCACCGUGGUCCGAUGUCUGGCCGUGGCCCGCCCUUUACAAUACAGAAGUUUGAUCUCGUGGCGGACCACGGCCCUCAUCAUAUCAAUAUUUACCCUUCUGAGCAUCACGUCCGCCAUUUUAAUGAUGGCUUUUCUGGGGAUUCUCCCCCAAUUCGACUCUAAAACCAACACAACAAGACCAACACUGUGGCUCUCACCACAACGCGUGGUCAUCAAAGACGUCAUUUUUGGAAUAAGAGACAUGAUCUUACCGCUGACGUCUCAAAUAAUAGUUGGUAUUUGCGUGGUCAUUAUGGCCAGAUACCUACGGGAAGCUUCUAAUUUUCGUCAAAAUAUUGCUCGAAAUAUUUAUAUGGAAACCAUAACAAGUAUUUCUACGCGUGCUGAUGCCCUUACAAGAAAUUUAAAAACUCUAGCUAGCACUCCUGCAUCAGCCAAGGUGGUUGUCAAAGAAAUUCAAGUCGUUCAACAGAUGCUGCUCAUAGCCGUAGUCUACAGUUUGUGCAACAUGCCAAAAGUUGUCUUCAAUAUGACACAACUUAUUGUACCCGACUUCUACAGGGGCAGACGCUACAGUGCUGUUUAUUUAACGUGCAAUUUUAUAAGAGAAUUAAUUCAGUCGGUGAACGCCAGCGUGACCAUUUUCAUUUACUGGAAAUAUAAUUCAAAGUUUAGGAGUCACUUCGUUCGUACCAAAUAA
Lymnaea stagnalis (great pond snail) is the source of this 969-nucleotide messenger RNA. The record is from the annotation of a GenBank genome assembly. NCBI's taxonomy places the organism in Eukaryota, Metazoa, Mollusca, Gastropoda, Lymnaeidae.